AUGGAUGUUUUUGUCCGCUGGCGACCCCUUGUCGGCGCCGAGUCCUCCGGCGACGGCGUCGGCCACGAAACCGUCGCCUCCCCGCUAUCAACCCUUGAUGCCGUCACCGUGCAACGCACGCAUUUAGACAAACCGUGGAAAAGCACCUUUGCCUUCUCCGGCGUCCUUUUCGGCGCGACCUCCAAUGCCUCGGCCUACUCCGCUAUCGUGCAGCCCGCGGUGCCGCACGCCGUCGUCACCGCUGGUGCGCGCGCCAGCUUCUUCGCCUACGGCCACUCCGGCAGCGGCAAGACGCAUACCGUCAUCGGCUACGAGGAUGACGACCAGGAACAGGACGAUUCCGGCCCAGGACUGUGCCUGACAGCCGCCGAGCAACUCUUCCACAACAUCGACGCCAUCAACAACGCCCGCGGCGGGAUGGAGGAGCCACCGCUCGCCGUCGCGCUCAGCGUGUUCGAGCUUCGCCACAAGGACGCGUUCGACCUCCUCAACGACGGCACGCAGUGCCACAUCCGCGAGGGCCCGGACGGCCGCGUGCACGUCCGCGGCGCCACCGAGACGCUCCCGGACGGCCGCGUGCGCGUGCAACCCCUCUCCCGCCUCGCCUGCUCGACCGUGGACGACCUCCGCGCCGCGCUCCGCCAGGCUCUCAGCCGCCGCGCCGUCGGCACCUCCUCCGUGCACGACCAGAGCUCGCGCACGCACGCCGUCAUCGAGCUGGAAGUCGUCAACGCCGCGCUCACCUCCGCCCGCGCCGCCCUCAUCGACCGCCAGUCCGAGCUCGUCCCCGUCGGCAAGCGCGCCGCCGACGUGACCAUUGCCGAGCAGGCCCGGGGCGUGUUCAAGGACGAGGACGGCGUCUACCAGCCGGUCCCAGGCUACGUUGCUGACCAGGCGCUGCUCGACGCGGUCGGCGCCGAAAAGGCCGCGUUCGAGGCGCGCGUGGCCGCCGCCGAGGCCGCGGUCGACGAGGCGUACGCCCGGUACGACGGCGGCGACGGCCGGCCCUGCGUGGGCGGCAAGAUGGUCUUCGUGGACCUGGCCGGCGCGGAGUACCAGCAGGAGAACAAGCGGAUCCUGGCAGGGCUGGCGCAGACGCCGGCGGAGCGCAGGGAGGCGAGGCAGAUCAACACGGACUUGCUGGCCCUCAAAGAGGUGAUGCGGGCCUGGGCGACGCGCCAGCCGUACGUGCCGUACCGCUCGUCGCCGCUGACCAUGGUGCUGCGCGAGGCGUUUGCAGAUGACGAUGUGCGUGUGCGUCGCCGUGAAUGCAGUGCUUCCAUGGUGGUGACCGUGUCGCCUGCGGAGGAGCAGUACCUGGCCACGCUCAACUCGCUCAAGUAUGGCAGCCUGAUGGGGACGGCCAAAUAA
Cordyceps fumosorosea ARSEF 2679 is the source of this 1371-nucleotide messenger RNA. RefSeq names its product kinesin family protein. Gene Ontology annotation, molecular function: microtubule motor activity; microtubule binding; ATP hydrolysis activity. Gene Ontology annotation, biological process: microtubule-based movement. The transcript has a single exon. Lineage: Eukaryota; Fungi; Ascomycota; Sordariomycetes; Hypocreales; Cordycipitaceae. Gene Ontology annotation, cellular component: microtubule; kinesin complex. Bases 1 to 1371 code for a protein of 456 amino acids. The record is from RefSeq and is a predicted model, not a curated record.